AUGGGUCAAAAAAACUCUCGUACUUCGAAACUUUAUGAAAAACGCUCGUCCUCCAGAGUAAAAAACUUUGAAAAAAAUGAAACCAAGAAAGGAAAUAAUGAAUUAAUAAAAAUUACGGCAAAAGACGAUGAUUAUGUUAUAACAAGUGCUGACUUGGGCAGAGAUCUUUUAGAUAAGUUUUCUGAAAAUUUUGGAGCUGACCCAAAAAAUAAAUUGGCGUCAAAUGCAAUUUCUGGAAAUGAUAUGACCAAAGUGUUAUUAAAUCGUUCGAUUACCAUCGAUAAUAUUCAUGUAUUUUCUGAGAAAAUUGAAUUAGAAGGGAAAGCAACUAAUCAAAGAUCAUCAGGACGUUGUUGGUUGUUCGCUGCCACCAAUGUAUUACGAUUAAUUGUUAUGAAAAAGUAUAAAUUGAAAGAUUUCGAAUUAUCACAAUCUUACUUGUUCUUUUAUGAUAAACUAGAAAAAUCAAAUUUUUUCUUGGAAAAUAUGAUUAAGCUUUCAGAUCUUGAAAUUGAUGAUCGCUUAAUUCAAUAUAUGGUCCACGAGCCAGUAAACGAUGGUGGUCAAUGGGAUAUGGUAGUCAAUCUUUUAGAAAAAUACGGAGUUGUCCCCAAAUCCGUAUACACAGAAAGUUUUAAUUCAUCCAAUACAUCUAAAUUAAAUUGGUUAGUGAUAACUAAACUUCAAGAAUUUGCUCAUAAAUUACGUAAAUUACACUCUGCUGGAAAUAGUAUUUCUGUGUUACGAACUGCAAAGGCUAAAAUGAUGGAAGAAAUUUAUCGUAUUUUGGCAAUUUCUCUUGGUGAACCACCUAAAGAGGUUGAAGCCCAAAAAGCAACAGAAACAUUGUCUCUCGUUAAUGAUCCUCGUAAUGAAUAUUUUAAACUUUAUACUGUCGAAUAUCUCGGUAAUAUCCAAGGAGGUUUUCCGGUUCGUUACGUUAACAUUCCGAUUGGUGAAAUGAAAAAUUUGGCAAUUCAAGCAUUACGUUCAGGCAAACCAGUGUGGUUUGGCGCUGAUUUUCAUUUGACCAAAGCUCAAAGAUUGCAAUAUGGACAAAGUUCAAUGACACACGCUAUGGUAUUCACUGGUGUUCAUCUUGAAAAUGGGGAAUCAAUUCGUUGGAGAGUCGAAAAUUCUUGGGGUGAAGAUCUUGGUGAAAAAGGUUAUUUCGUUAUGAAUGAUGACUGGUUUAGCGAAUGGGUUUAUCAAAUAGUUCUAGAGAAAAAAGAUGUUCCCAAGGAGUAUGUAGCAAUUUUGGAUCAAAAACCAAACGUUCUAUCUGCGUGGGAUCCAAUGGGAUCUCUUGCUAUUUAA
This is a messenger RNA of Diversispora eburnea, 1317 nucleotides long. NCBI's taxonomy places the organism in Eukaryota, Fungi, Glomeromycota, Glomeromycetes, Diversisporales, Diversisporaceae. The record is from the annotation of a GenBank genome assembly.